Molecule: messenger RNA, 573 nt
Organism: Gracilinanus agilis (Agile Gracile Mouse Opossum)
Lineage: Eukaryota; Metazoa; Chordata; Mammalia; Didelphimorphia; Didelphidae
Gene: CHTF8
Product: chromosome transmission fidelity factor 8
Exons: 4
Coding region: 116-481 (121 amino acids)
Biological process (GO): mitotic sister chromatid cohesion
Cellular component (GO): Ctf18 RFC-like complex
Source: RefSeq, a predicted model, not a curated record
GGCGGCGGACGGCGGCGGCGGGAGGUUCGGUUGUCGCCCGUUGGCCGCGAGGCGCCGCGUUCGGCGGCCGCCAUUGCAGCUUGUCUUCAGUUUGCUUUUCUAAUCGAAAAAGCUGAUGGUGCAAAUUGUCGUUUCCAGUGCUGGGGCUGGAGGCUUGGCAGAAUGGGUGCUGAUGGAGCUACAGGGGGAGAUCGAGGCUCGCUACAGCACUGGAUUAGCUGGAAACCUCCUGGGAGACCUACAUUACACCACCGAGGGAAUUCCUGUGCUGAUUGUGGGGCAUCAUAUCCUUUAUGGGAAAAUUAUCCGUUUGGAGAAGCCAUUUGCUGUCCUGGUAAAAAGUGGUUCUGGGGAACAGGAAUGUGAUGAAAGUGGCAGACAGACAGGAACUCGGUACCUAGUGAAAGCACUAAUAAAGAACAAGAUUCUCUUCAAAACUCGCCCAAAACCCAUUAUCACCAACGUUCCCAAGAAAGUAUGAAAGAACCAAGGAUUUUUUCUAGAGAGCGGCCAACUCCUUGGACUCGUGCCCCAUUCCCACCCCGAGGACGGAUAGACGGUACUCUUGGUUCA